Exophiala viscosa is the source of this 1056-nucleotide messenger RNA. RefSeq lists its product as uncharacterized. The coding region runs from base 238 to 921 and encodes 227 amino acids. The record is from RefSeq and is a predicted model, not a curated record. Lineage: Eukaryota; Fungi; Ascomycota; Eurotiomycetes; Chaetothyriales; Herpotrichiellaceae. The transcript has a single exon.
GUCUUGUUGUCGGUACCAAUCCCGCAUACAUGGCGCAUGUCGUUGUCUUGCGGCCUUUGGUAAUUCCUGUCACGAUUUGAACGCCUAUCAGUAAUUCCAGACUCAUCGGUGUUCUCAGCAGAUGAGCAAAAUGUAGGACAGUGCUGUCAAAAUGCGACAAUCUGGUCAGCUGAACGCCGAGAGACAGGUGUAGAAACGCCAGAGUUAGUCGCUCAAGCCAUCAUCGACUCUUGCCGCAUGUGGCACAUGUUUGUAGCACCAGUGGAGAUGGACUUGGAGAGAUUGGUCGCUUCAGAGUUUGAAGAACAACCCAUGGGCCAUGGCAACAGGUCGAAGGGCUCUGCAUAUCGAUUGGUUCCAAGUCUGUCACAUAAUCCAAACCCAAGUGUGUCUCAGGAAGUGCAUCACAUACUCCGUACAGUAGUAAGAGACUACUCCCGCAGCGAGUGUGCUGCCGCCGUCGCGCCUCAAAGGUCAAAGCGGCGGCCACUGCCGAACAAAGAGGAUCCCUCCAAGGCUUCUAAGCUUCCUAUGGACCUAGGGUUCCCACCUGCAUGGGCCCAUUAUUGCUCUCCCGCUGGGUUCUCUAGCCCCUGGGACCCCGAAUUCUCAUCGCUUUCCCUUCCAUUUGGCUUUCUGUACUAUAUUGCAUGCGUCUGCGUCUGUUCUGCAGUCAGUCUUGCAUCUGCACCACCAUCCUCUCACCACCCGAUUCCCGAGGCACUGCCUGCUGUUGCCCAGCUUCGGACAAAUUGCUGGACCUGCAUUUACCUGGUACAACAUCGGCCCUGUGGGCUUGUGCUUGUCCAACUUCACCCUUGGAGAACGCGCCCACCGCUGGACACGGUUCGCGUCGUUUUUGAGUCAACACUUACCGCCCGUUGGGGGCUGAGACAAAAGAAUAUCAACCAGCGCCGUUAACCUCGGACUGCAACGAGGCUACGAUACGGGAACCGCUCUCCAGUCAGAGGCUGAGCAGGCAGCAAUAUAAGUCGGUGUGCAUAAGAGAUGGCGCAGGCAACCCAGUCUAUAAAAUGCGUGGUGACAGGUUAGUCC